AUGGUUAGUUUUUUUGUUGUUUAGAUUCUAUUUUUUAAUAUUAAUAUAUUAAAAAAAUGUUACAGAGCGCAGUUUCAACCGAGGAAAUCAUUGAUAUGGAUGAUCAUUUAGAAGGUUUCUGUUCUGAUGAUGCUGUUAGAGUACAACGCGUUUCAAGAAAUUUUGAAAGGCAAAAGAGGUAAGGUACAUGUGUAUUUUGAGGUUUUAAAUGCUCCUCAAUUUUCAAGCCAUGCUUGAUUCAUCCACUCUGAAAACUGUUUUUUUUACUUCAAAAACCAAUUUUUCCAGCGGAAUCCGGCAAUUUGAAAUGAAAAUCAACACCGAUACAUUGUCCUCAGUCUGUGGUUUCAAUAAAAUUGAGACAACUCCAGAUGUUAUUGGCAAAAAACCAGCUCUUCCAUUUGUGUCAAAUACGCAAUUGAAUCGAUUCAAUCCAGGAAGUAUCGUUUCGAAUGAUUCGAAAAUCUUUGAAACAUCCGAAGAUUUGAGAGAGUUUGUAAAGAACGUCCAAUUAUUCCAAAUCCUCGAUUUCAUCCAAGAAAAUGUGGCGAGUGUCAGAGAGAAGAAAUUGCAAAAUUUUUGCGCAAAAAUCGCUGCUAUGAAGAAACUGACACUUUUAUCGAUUCAAGUCCCAAUCAAAGAAAAUGAGUUGGAAAAACUUGCUUCGAGCGUGACAAGUCAAAGUGAUUUGUUCAUAUUCGAUAUUCUCCAGCAGAAGCCAUUGCUCAGUAAAUCAGUUUUAGCUGCAAUUCUGAAUGUUUCUCCAAAAAACACAAGGAUCAAUGUCAAGAUUGAAAAAGAAGAGAGAAGUUGGCCUGUUAAAAUGCUCUACAAAUAUUUCGAAUCAAGAAUUAACAAAAAAGAUGUUGAAGGUGUUUUAUGGUUUUUGAAAAACGAAGAGGUUGGUAAUCCGAAGUUUUUUAUUCAAAAAAUGAAACUUAUUUUUUCAGAACUCAGAAUGGGGAAAAAUAAUUUUCAUUCGAAAUUGUGCCAAACCAAUUACCGAACAAAUUUUGAAACAUGUUCAAAAAAUGUAUCCCGGUUCGAAGCCAACAUUCAUUCCAACAGCAGUUGAAAUUCGUGUUGGUAAUCGUUCUCUCUACAUGUGUUAUGAAUGA
This is a messenger RNA of Caenorhabditis angaria, 1118 nucleotides long. NCBI's taxonomy places the organism in Eukaryota, Metazoa, Nematoda, Chromadorea, Rhabditida, Rhabditidae. The record is from the annotation of a GenBank genome assembly.